GUUCACUGCCUCACUGCCUCGCUUGAUUUUGAGCUUCUGGUAGUUCUGGUUUGUUUUUUGUUGUGCAUCAGCCAUCAGCUGCACGCUGCACGGUACGCUGUGGCAUGCAGUUACCCAUUUUCCUUUUGAUCUAACGGUUUCACCUCUAUUUUGCUGAUACAUACAUAAAUAUGACGGAUCGGUCCAAGAAAAAUGACUCUGAGAUCAUGGAAAUUGUCCUAUCUGACGACGAAGAUGUAACAUCAGCCGCGCCAACAGCGCGGAGCAUUUCGACUGAAACGUUCAGAAAACCUCACACUGAUUUAAGAUCUGAGAACAACCGACCGAAGACAACAACUGUAAAAGUUGUGCCUGUAUGCGCACCUUCAGUAAUGAAAGUGACGCCGGCGCCGCCACCUGCCAAGUCCUCGAUGGCCGUCGACGAAGACAGUGAAAUCGAGCUCAUCGAGGAGGUGACCGUCCUGAGAGACAGUUCUGACGCCGAAAGUGCAUCAAAAGAAAAGCCUAAACAAGUUAUGAAACUGCCCACUGUUGGAAAAGAUGACAUCGUGAUGUUUGGCGAAGACGAAAAGCAGCCAGGAAAUAAAGCUAUUAAAGAGCCCGAAGCUGCGCAGAGUGCAGAAACGGACCCUCCACCUGCAGAAGUCAGAAAGACUAUCAAAGCAAAGCGGAGAAUUUGUUGCAAUGUGGACUGCAGCAGGUCAUACAAUGAGCCCAUGGAACUAUCGGAGGCUGAUCUGCUCACUAAGUCUUUUUUCGAUAUCAAGGAAUCCAACAAGAUCUGCUAUGUUUGCAAAAAUUGUACUAAAUUGGUAGAUCUCUUUAGACAGAAAGGUCUAGAUAUGCUGCAGAAAGGGCAACCAAUCAUUGAAGCGGUGCAGUAUCUGCCAAACAAGGACAUGGUGAUCAUCGACGAUUCAGACGAGGAGGACGACGCCUACGAGUUGGAGGAGGACAAUCGGAAGGUGGCGGUAGACUGCAAAAUGAUGGAUGAAGUUGUGGCAGAUUUCAAGGAGAAAUACAAGAUCAGCUUGCAGGAAGACAAAUGCAUAGAAUCCAUAUCUAAAUUCAAGGAAGAAAUUGAAGACGAUUUUAAAGAAAUUGAUGCCAUGAUAAACGCCUGCCAUAAAUCUCUUGGUGAAAGUUACAACGCCAUUUACAAACCCUGGUAUCCAGAUACAAUGUGCAUUGGAGAGCUAGACACAGAGCAACAAAGAGAUCUUGUUCGACCGCAGGUUCCGGUGUACCCUGCUCCAGAAGACAAGAAGCGGAAGAAGGCAGUCGCAAUGAAAAAGGUCACCCAGCUACAACCCCAAAUGCAACAAGCUCGCAUAAUGCAGCAGCAAGCGUUAGCUAAAGCUCAAAUGCCUCAGCCUGAUGUGAUAGCUGAGAUCACGACAAACCCUAUUAAUUCAAGCCUAACACAAUACGUGCCACCAAAGGGUCCUGUGCAGAACCACCCCAUCAAAAUCGGAGACUUUGUGUACGCAAUGAAGUCGGGACUGUACCAAGAAUGGAUUAAAGCCAAAGUUGUAGACAUUGGCCUUAAAAACAGCGAGCAAUCCUACAAGGUGAAAUUCACGAAGAGCACGGCGCCUGCUAAGUCUAUGUCUGGCAGGCAGAUCGCGUAUUAUGAGGCCGCCAAGCAUCAGUUUGAGGUAGGGGCUAGAGUCAUCGCCAUCUUCCACAAUCCGGAGGAGACUGGUGCUAACCGAUAUUUGUUCUAUGCGGGAAUAGUCGCUGAGUGCAUCAAAGUCACAAACAACUACAGAUACCUGAUUUUCUUUGACGAUGGGUGCACCCAGUAUGUCAGCCAUGAUAACGUUCGACUGGUGUGCAAACGUUCUGGUAACAUUUGGGACGACUGCCACCCUGACAUACGGGACUUUAUCAAAACCUACUUGGAGAGCUACCCUGAGCGCCCGAUGGUGCGACUGGGUGUCAACCAGAAAGUGAAGACUGAGUGGAACACUCGCUGGUGGCUGACCCGAGUGAAAGAGGUGGACUGCUCACUGGUGCUUGUCCACUUUGAGGCUGACAACAGAACCGAGUGGAUUUACAGAGGAUCGCAGCGUCUGGCGCCUCUGUAUUAUGAAAUGCAGAAAAAGCAGCAGCAGAAAAACAGCAAAACUGCUGUUCGCUUGCACCGAGGCUUUGCUGCAAACCCCACCAGAAAGAACCAUCCCGAAAUCGAAUAUCCAAGGAUGCUGGAUGAUGAGGAUGAACUUUCCAUCACCUUCGUUGAUGCUCAUGGUGUUAGACAAAAGGUGUCUAGGUCCGUCGCAAAGAAGAGCACCGUGAAUCGCACAAUCGUCUCGUCAAACGCUCCUGCUUCGACAGCAGUGCUACCUGAUCGUAGGGAAACCGACGGGAAAAUGAUCGCUGAAAAUAUGGGCCCUGGCAAAUGGACAAAGGUUUUUGCUCCUCAUUCUUGCACCUUCAAGUGCGUACAAGAAGAUGAGAACUCGUACAAAGAAGGUGACAGGAUGUCCUGCAAUCCCAUGUUGAUUCCACUCAAGCAGGGCUGGGGCAGAGAAAUCACCACAUUCCGUAACACCAAAAUGCAAGUCUUCUACAGAGGACCUUGCGGAAGGCGCCUGAGGAACAUGCAAGAAGUGAUGCGCUAUUUGCGUGUGACCAAAUCGAAUCUUUGCGCAGAUUUGUUUUCAUUUGAAACUGCGCUCAAGAUAGAGAAUAGUUUCAAUGUUGAAAACCCACUCUUCUUCAUAAAGGAUAUAUCUUACGGAAGUGAAAACGUGAAGAUUCCUUGCGUGAACACGAUAAACUAUAACGAGUACCCAACAUAUGUGAAUUACUCGACUGUGCGAACACCGUCUGCAAAAACGUACAUCGACCCUGAUCCUGGCUUCCUUGUGUGCUGCGACUGCACUGACGACUGUCUCGACAAGUCUAAGUGCGCUUGUCAUCAACUCUCCGUUCAGGAGGCUGCCGUUAUUACGAACAAGCCUGACCCAAAUAAAGUUGGCUACAACUUCCGCCGUCUGAUACUCAAUGGUCAGCAAGCGGCUGCCCUUUUCGAGUGUAACAAGAACUGCGCGUGCUCAAGGAACUGCCUGAACAAGGUGGUGCAGCACAAGAUGAAAUGCCAGCUGCAGCUUUUCAAAACGGAAAAGCGCGGAUGGGGACUGAGAGCUUUGAACGACAUACCGUGCGGAACCUUCCUCUGCAUCUAUGCUGGCCAAAUCAUGACUGAGCAGGAGGGCAACGAGGAGGGAAAGCUAUGUGGCGAUGAAUAUCUGGCCGAGCUGGACUACAUUGAGGUACUGACUGGUGCCAAAGAGGGAUACGAAAGCGACAUCAGCGACAUUGAUGACGCUGAUUAUGAUGGCUCAAAGGGCAAUGAGGAGGAAUCUGAUGAUUCAAACGAUGUUGAUUUGCCAGGUCAAGCAGCAGAAGACAAGGAUUUCAUAACAUCCUUGAGCAAGAUUGAAUUGAAGGAAGGAGAUGAAAAGAUGUCAUUGAGAAAGCGAAAGAGUAGGGUCACCGAUGACCAAUCGGUCGGCAAGGAUGGGCCUGAGAAGACUGGCAUGCACAGAGGAGAAGUUGCUGCUCCAAAGCUGAAAGAAAAGGAGAAGAAGAACGUUAGAUACCUCUUCGACAGAUCUGAGGACAUUUACGUCAUGGAUGCUAAAAGUGUUGGCAACCUGGGCAGAUACUUCAAUCACUCCUGCGACCCCAAUGUGCUGGUGCAAAACGUUUUUGUUGACACACAUGAUCUGCGCUUCCCCUGGGUGUCUUUCUUCACUUCUAAGUACGUGCCUGCCGGGACGGAACUGUGCUGGAACUACAACUACGAGAUCGGCAGCCUUCCUGACCGUCGUCUUGAUUGCUACUGCGAAUCAGCCAAUUGUCGAGGACGACUACUGUAAUUUGAUUGCAACAAUCUCAGUACUCUCGAGUAAAAAUCUGCGCGAGUUUUCCACGUA
Molecule: messenger RNA, 3947 nt
Organism: Cloeon dipterum
Lineage: Eukaryota; Metazoa; Arthropoda; Insecta; Ephemeroptera; Baetidae
Gene: egg
Product: eggless
Exons: 23
Coding region: 171-3890 (1239 amino acids)
Biological process (GO): heterochromatin organization; negative regulation of gene expression
Cellular component (GO): nucleus
Molecular function (GO): histone H3K9 methyltransferase activity; zinc ion binding; DNA binding
Source: RefSeq, a predicted model, not a curated record